Messenger RNA from Chrysemys picta bellii (western painted turtle), 3573 nucleotides. Its product is annotated as urotensin-2 receptor-like. The record is from RefSeq and is a predicted model, not a curated record. Gene Ontology annotation, molecular function: urotensin II receptor activity. Gene Ontology annotation, cellular component: plasma membrane. NCBI's taxonomy places the organism in Eukaryota, Metazoa, Chordata, Testudines, Emydidae. Gene Ontology annotation, biological process: neuropeptide signaling pathway; blood vessel diameter maintenance; regulation of blood pressure.
GCGGCUGCUCCCGGCAGCGUUCGCAACCCAGAGCCACUCGCCGCCCGCCCGUCCCCAAGGCGCGGAGCCCCGGCGGCGGCUGGGGGCCGGAGCCAGAGCCCUGCCCCUCGCCGAGUGGCUUGGCCGGCUGGGACUCGCCCCCGGGCUGCAGCGGGCACCGCGGGAAGGGCCCCGCUGGACGCUGGAAGGGGCUCGGGGGCGGCUCCUGUCCCGGCUGAGCAGCUGAGCCGGGGAGCGCGCCAGGCAGGGCGCAGCAGCCCGGGCGAUGCCCGCCGCCGGGCGCCCUGCAGCCGGAGGCCGCCUGCCCUGAGCCCCCAUGGAGCCCAACCUCACCGCCGGCGGGGCAGGCAACGCGUCCGGCCGGGCGGCGGGCUCGGGCGGCGGCGGCAGCGAGCUGCUCAUCACCUCCGCCUUCGGCACGGUGCUGUCCUGCAUGUGCGUGGCCGGGGUGGCGGGGAACCUGUACACCCUGGCGGUGAUGUGCCAGUCCGCGCGCUGCGCCGCCCCCAUGUACAGCUCCAUCAUCAGCCUGGCGCUGGCCGACCUGCUCUACCUCUCCACCAUCCCCUUCAUCGUCUGCACCUACCUGGCGCAGGACUGGUACUUCGGGGACCUGGGCUGCCGCGUCCUGCUCAGCCUGGACCUGCUCACCAUGCACGCCAGCAUCUUCACCCUCACCCUCAUGUGCGCCGAGCGCUACCUGGCCGUCACCCGGCCCCUGGACAGCCUCAAGCGCUCCCGGGGCUACCGCAAAGCCACGGCCGGGGCCGUGUGGUCCGUCUCCCUGCUGCUCACCCUGCCCAUGAUGCUGAUGGUCACGCUGACCGAGGCGGGCCAGGCCGGGGGCAAGGUGAAGCGGAUGUGCGCCCCGACGUGGAGCGCCGACGCCUACAGGACCUACCUGACCGUGCUGUUCAGCACCAGCAUCAUGGCCCCGGGGGUGAUCAUCGGCUACCUGUACACGCGCCUGGCCAGGACCUACCUGGAGUCCCAGAGGAACCCGCCCCACAAGGAGGGCAAGAGGUCCCCCAGGCAGAAGGUGCUGAUCAUGGUCUUCAGCAUCGUGCUGGUCUUCUGGGCUUGCUUCCUGCCCUUCUGGGUCUGGCAGCUGGUGCGCCUCUACCACAGCUCCCUGCAGCUGACUUCGCAGACCCAAAAGUGCAUUAACUACCUGGUGACCUGCCUGACCUACAGCAACAGCUGCAUCAACCCCUUCCUCUACACCCUGCUCACCAAGAACUACCGGGAGUACCUGCGCAACAGGCACCGCAGCUUCUACCGCUUCACCUCCUCCUUCCGCAAGCGGAGCUCCAACCUGCAGUGCUCCUGGGGAAGGGCCACGUCCUCCAGCAACCAGUAUGACUACGGCUCAGAGUCCCUGGGCAUGGCAGCGCUGAAGGACAAGUGAGGAGGGCGAGGGGCUCCAGCCAGGUGGGAACCAGAGGAAUGUCUGUCCAAGAAAUACCUGGAAUUCAAAGCUGAACACUGGAUGUGUGUUCUAAGCAGGACUGACAGCCUAGCCCAGCAUGGUGGAUGGUUGUUAGCAGAAAGAGAUACCCCUUCAUGCAAACAGCCUACAAAAUUGAAGUUCAGCCCUGAGAUUUUUAAACUGGGAACGUCAGAAGAAAUACAGCCCCCUGUCCAGUCCAACUAACUGGCAUGAGUCAGGCCCCAGAUGUUUUUACUUCUUGGUGUGACGUUCCACUGUCAAAAUGAAUCAUAAUGCAACUGGAAAUGUAAGGGCAUUAAGAAAGCGCACCUGCACUGACAGCAUCCUUUGCUCCAUUCAGAAUGCAGCCGAUCAGCAGUUUUUCCUCAUACCCCCUACUCUUUUCAUGAUCGGACUAUUGCUUUUGUAUUGCAUACAAGGAAGGCGUAAUAUAUGAACCAUCUGAGCUGUUAUGAAUGUUAAGCCCCAGCAGUGGUAUUGGAUGUCUUAAAAGAAUUUAGUGGGGAAACAAAACAGAGAUUCUUGAAAAAACUGCAUUACUGACAGGGCAAAGGCAUGAAAACAGCAGGUGGAGAUACACAGCAGCAACUCACUACCUCUGAUUCGAGAAGAACAUCAAAGCUCCUACUUGCUCCUAGUUGAAGACAACAGUCAUUUUUUUAAAAACAAGAAAGCAUGGAAAUAGUAUUGGGAAAGACUCUGCUCUUAAUAGGAAAUGUCUAGUUUCUCUUUCCUCUUACAUUCUAAUUGGGACCCCUAUCUUGAAAAGCUCUAAAGCAUGGGGUUCAAACUAUUUGUGUAGAAGACUGAAUUCCCCAUCUCACUAUAGGCUUUGGCUGGGGUGUAAAUUCUGGACCAUGGACACUCUUCAAUGCACAGCAAUUGGAACUCCCCCUGAUGUCAAAGGGAGGGCUCCACAAAGGGGAAGGAUUAUAUAUGGCCUUUGUAGUAAUUGAACAUUUAGUUAUUUACUACUUGUUCAGUUCCUUAUUGUCACGUACCACAUCAUUCGGUGGGAAUAUUAGCUUCUCUUCAGGACAUUGCUAUUUCUGACCUCUGUUUCUCAUCCUCCUUUCUUCCCGCAGUGUUUCCAUCUCAACAGCAGCUCCUAGCUUCCUCCAUGGACUCCAGUCCCACCCCACUCCUCAUUCAUCUGCUAAAAUUAUGGGCAAUUAAACUGUUUAUUGAUAUUUAAUGUCAUCAUCAGACAUUAGAGUUAACCCCUCCCAGUGACAUUUUUAGGGACCAGGGAAAUUUUACACCUCUCCCAGCUAUUCUUUCAGAUGGCAUGCAGACACCAGAAGAUAAUACUUCAUUGAUUUAACCAAGUAUCUUUGCAGGCACAUGAGCUAGAGUCUUAGGGCUAUUCUACAUGAGACAAGCUGCACCAGCAUAAUUCUAUUUAAAUUCAUGCAGGUUACACUGGUGCAAAUCCUUAAUGCUGAUGCACUUAAACUGGUUUAAACCUCACAUAUUUUGAUUUAGCUAAAAUGUUGGUAAAAGACUGAAUCUAAACUCAUCUAAAUGCAUCAAGAUAUAGUGUAUCUAGAAUCCCUAUUGUUGCACUGAUGUGACUUUCUAAUAUAGAUAAUCGCUUUAAUUUUUCCCUUUUUCAAACAGAAGCUUAGAUUCUGCAGAGCCUGAAUAGGCCAUGUAAAUACAUCUCCAAGGGAGGGUGUUUGGCACCUAGGCUCUAAAAUUUGAUGCAGGGCUCUGUUAUGGAGUUCCCCUAUUUCUAUUUCAGUGAGUAGGACUGUUAAUGUGGGGGAUUGUAUUUUUGUUUGUUUGUUUGUUUGCAGGCUUAAUGAGGCUUUCUGGACAGUGCUAUAUAAAGAUUUCUUGUGAUGCAAAGUAGAGCUGAAAAAAAUCAGCUUCACUGUUGGGAAAUAUUAGAAAGUUUCAUUUUUUUGCUAUAAAGUUUAUAAUACUCUUUAAAACAUUGAGUUCUGGACACUGAUCUUAUUUGAGAGGUGUUAAAUCUUUAGUGGAAGUUUUACCCCAUUCUAGUUCUCUAGAUUCUACCUUUCUUUAUGUUUGCUUCUUAAAAUGUGUAGUGGGGUGGUUUGGGGUUUUUUCAAUUAUCAGCUAUUUGACUUAGGCAUGAGGGCAGGUGGAUAAAAAUA